AAUAGAGGCAAAGACACUUUGUGGUGUAAUAAAAACACUAAUAAUACAGUUGAAUAUAAUGAACAAAAUAACGAUAAACAAUUAAUUUGACCAAAUUAUUAAUGAUUAUGGACCAUCCAAUGAUAAAUACUGGUACUAUGGCGGAUGGGGAAAACGUAACGAAAACUGUAAAAGCUGAUGUUGAGAUAAAUGCUGACAAUACAAAUAUAGAAGGCACAGAAAACGUAGCGCAGACUGGUAAAGUUGAUGAUGAGAAAAAUACUGACGAUGUAAAUAGAGCAGAUAUAGACAGGGUAACACAGGCUGUAAAUGUUGAUGAAAGUAACGACAUAGAAAUGGGUACCUUUAAAAGAAUUGGAAACACAGGCGUGGUAAUUGAAUUGAAUCAAAAUGUUGGGAUUGUUCCCGUUGAUGAGCCAAAUAUUGAGAGAGCAACAGAAGACAUGAUAACUGAGCAUACUCAAAAUAAUGAACACAUUGUGAACGAGAGGAUGGCCAUUGACGAAUUGAUAUCGGAUACGCCAAUAGUAACUAGCCAGACUCAACAUCACGACAUAAUUGCUGACGCCUUGGAAUUCAAAUAUAAUUCGCUUAAGAAUCAAAUAUCAAAAUUUGCGCUGAUCACUUCCAUUCAGAGCCUUCUUCAGGUCCGCAAUGCUAAAUCGGUGCUCGGUAGACUGAUUUGGUUUGCCAUAACCCUGUUUGUUUGUAGCCUUGCGAUUAUAGGGGUCCAUGAAAUCACUCGGAAGUACCUCGAUCAUCCCAGUGAAGAUAUUCUGUAUAGCAGGGAGGAAUUGGUAACAUUUCCAUCAGUUACAAUUUGUGGGGUAAAACCUGUUGUUUUCACAGAUGAGCAUCUGAAAAAAAAAUUAUCUUCAAGAGCAAAUACAGGUGAUACCAUAAAUACUUGGAUAUACCAUGAUUACCGUCUAAAAAUGUUGGAAUCUCGAGCCUUUUCAGACGAAAGGGAGAAAGAUCACGAACGCAUUAAUGCUGUUAUGCGAAGAAUAGUUUCUGAAGAAAGAUAUAUAGAAAACCUUAACGAAUGGCGCGAUUAUCGACUCAGAAUGUAUGACGACCUCAUCCUAGAAUGCCGCUUUAAAGGGAAACCAUGUGGCAAAACAGAUUUUAAACAAGUAAUGCUUGGACGCUAUGGCAAUUGUUUUACAUUCCAACCGAAUUCCAAAGAUGACACGAAUAUUUUAAGUGAACCUGGGCCAGAUUUUGGUUUGAACCUAAUGUUGUUCACAAACAGCUUCUCGCCUCUGGAUGAAUUUACAGAUUCGGAUACAUUUAACUAUAUAAAACUGAUCGGCUCUUCUGACUCCGCAAUACUUAAUGAAUUCAACAGUGACUUUUCAACAGCAAGUGAUGGAAUCAGAUUGUCAAUUCACGCCCCUGGCACUAUGCCUGAUCCUGAAAAGGAUGGAAUUGACCUUUCAACUGGAACAUUCAGUUCUAUUGGUCUCUCACAGGAUGUCCGCACGUUAUUGGGACCCCCACAUGGAAAUUGCACAGAAGAAAGAUUAAACACACACACAACCUACACGUAUACACAGAACAUGUGCCUCAGACAAUGCCAGCAGAUUGAAACAAUAAAAAGAUGUAAAUGCAUGAACCCAAAACUCCCUUUACCACCACUCACCGAGAAACCACAUAAGAUACAUUAUUGUGGAUACGAAAUGAGACAGGAAUACUUAAAGGAGAAAGAAAGAGAAAUGACUUAUGGUAAUGUUUUCCCAUUAGAAAAUGUCCAAUUUGACUGGAAAAUAUUCAUUGAAAACUUUAAGUUGUAUGAGUGUGAAAAGGAAGUAACAGAACUGUUUUCUCGUGAGGGGGAGAAAUGUGGUUGUAAGCGAGAAUGUAAAAGCACGGCGUAUUACUACUUAAAACACUCAAUACCAUGGCCAAAUGAAAGAUAUUAUAAAGGUCUUAAACAUAGAAACUUCAUAUCGUUCUUGAGAAACCAUCCCAAAGCAGAUCAAUUUCUUAACAAAACCUAUUGGUCAGGGAAUAGACUGAAUCGUCUAGGCAUUUGUAUGUCGGGAGAUAACAUUUUUUCAUCUUAUUCAUCUGCCGUUGUAAAGGGUGCGUAUCCAUAUCUCACUUGUCCAUGCAACAUUGCCAAUUCGACAGAUCAGCCGGAUAGGUGUGCUCCCAUUAUAAAUUGGUACCGAUUUAUCAACAAAUUCGUUGAAACAAACUUCUUGAAAGUCAACGUAUUUUAUAGUACAUUAAACGUGAACAGGAUUGCUGCAGAACCUAGCUACCCAUUCAAUAAAUGGUUAUCAGAUUUUGGGGGUAUCAUCGGGAUGAACAUGGGUAUGUCAGUUGUGUCUCUUGUAGAGUUAGGAUAUCUUAUGGUAUCCCUGGCUUUCAUACUUUACUGCAAGCAUAAAAGGGACAACUAG
Molecule: messenger RNA, 2411 nt
Organism: Owenia fusiformis
Lineage: Eukaryota; Metazoa; Annelida; Polychaeta; Sabellida; Oweniidae
Source: the annotation of a GenBank genome assembly